UUUCCACCAAACGGCCAAAGAUGGAUCUACAAGUCGGCCAACGAUGCGAAAUCAGCGGUAAGCGCCGCGGCGAGAUCGCUUACAUUGGGGCCGUCCAAGGCAUUCCGCCUGGUGAAUGGGUAGGCGUCCGAUUGGACAUGCCCUUUGGCAAGAAUGAUGGGUCCCAAGGAUCACAGCGGUACUUUGAUUGCAAGCCGCUACACGGCGUGUUUGUGCGGCCAGACAGUGUCAACGUGUCUGGGGAAUUUCCACCCUUCCUGGUCGUCCAUGACGACGUAUCACUGGAGGAAAAAGUCCGACUUGUCGAGGACGCACGAGCUGCCCAACGUGAACAAACAAGUCAGCGGCAGAAAGCACAGGUGUCGACUACGUCGGGCACUUCACGAGCGGAAGCAGUCGAUGCGUUCUGGUCCGAAUUCAGCGAGAAAGAGGCCAACGUAUGGCGUACACUCGACACUAUCGAAGGUUCAUCGACAAAUGUCAGUUCCGCCCUCGACGCUUUGUGCACGCACACGCACGCGCUGCGUGAUCUCGCUGCUGCCGCAACACUGUACCUCCCCCCUUACGACAUUCGGGCAACGCAAGCACUGACCCAACGCCUCAUGCAAGCCAUCGAAGCCAAGCGAACGGCUCUUGCCCCGCGGAAGAAAUUCACGUUCAAGGCACGGGCAAAGCUGAAGACGGCUGGUGGCAUCCCACUACCUCCACCACCACAGCCUCUUGUGCCGUUUGCACCUUCGAAUCCAGCGCAUGACCACGAACUGGAGUACGCUGACCAGGCCCAUGCGGUCCUGCACAUCACGGCGGCUGACAGCCCCGACUUGAGUCUUGCUCGUCUUUCCCACUGCAUUGUCGUGAUCCGAGUGCCGACGUCGGCCGUCCGUGGCACCGAACUGUCGCAUUGCACCAUUUACACGGGCCCGAUCCACGGAUCGUUGUGGCUAGAAAACUGCAGCAACUGCACGUUUGUUGUUGCGUGUCGCCAGUUGCGUGUACACCACACAACGUCGUCGUCAUUCUACCUCCGCGUCAAGAGCCACCCGAUCAUCGAGGAUUGCGCGACCCUCGGGUUUACGAGCUACGCCCUCCAGUACGACGGCCUUGCCGCGCAACUGGACUCUGCAGAUUUGGCCACGGACACGGGGCUGUGGGCCCAAGUGCAUGACUUCAAAUGGCUGCGCCAGACGCCAUCACCGCAUUGGCGCGUCCUCGACGAUCGCGAACGCGUCCAUGGUGUGGAUCCAAAGGUCGCGUCGCUAGUCUCGUUGGAAUCGAAUUGAAAGGAAUGCCAGUACUCUAUAAAGAAAGUCAUUCGUCGAGUAAGCUGCAACAACGCGUACGAGACAUUUUGUUGCGAGCCC
Messenger RNA from Aphanomyces invadans, 1361 nucleotides. RefSeq lists its product as hypothetical. Gene Ontology annotation, molecular function: tubulin binding. The coding region runs from base 21 to 1280 and encodes 419 amino acids. The record is from RefSeq and is a predicted model, not a curated record. NCBI's taxonomy places the organism in Eukaryota, Oomycota, Saprolegniomycetes, Saprolegniales, Verrucalvaceae. Gene Ontology annotation, biological process: post-chaperonin tubulin folding pathway; tubulin complex assembly. The transcript has a single exon. Gene Ontology annotation, cellular component: cytoplasm.